AUGGCAAGCCCCUUUUUCGCGAUGAUUGCCUGGAGAUUAUACUCCGCACUCACUCACGCUGUCAUUGCCUCCCGCACUGGGUGGGCACGCGGUGCUGCUGCCCCACGCGCUGCAGUGCGGCACGAAGCAGUGGGGCGAGCUGGGGAGGAGCGGAAGUUCACAGACCGCUUUCAACAAAACUUCCUGCAAAAGCACCUGGGAGCUGCUGCACAACCCCAGAAUAUUACGUUCAACCGAUACAGUCAGCCAGUGCUCUGCCAGGAUGUAAAGCACCACCAGCAGCAGCAGCGCUCGGAGGGCGUGGGAGCAGCAGACCUGGCGUUCGGAGGGCUGUCGUAUGAGGAGUGCGUGACGGCGUUCCUCGCCCCCCACGCUCGCUGCUGCCUCCCACCCGCCCCGCCCAACCUCUCAUCCCUCGCCACCCCUCCUCCUGCUUCCCAAGCUCCUCCUGCUGUUUCCCAAGGCGCCACCUUCUCUGCUGUGGCUGAUUGUACCUACGAGUUUCCCUUCGCCCAGGAUGCUUUUCCCGUUGCUGCUUCCUCUAACACCGCUGCUCUGUGUCGGGCAGUGAAGCGACCAAGAGACGAUUGCCCUGAGGUGGGGGCACAAAAACCGCUGCUGGGACGCGACAGCCAGUUGCUGCAAGGUGGGGUGGUGCGAGGCGGGACGGUGCGAGGAGGGAUGGUGCAAGGUGGAAUGGUGUGUGGCACGGAAAGCCGGCGUCAGUCGGUGGCAGAGCAGUUCCAGCAUCAGGGGGCGAGCAGGCGCGAGCAGCCUUCCAGUGAAGCGAGCAAGAGAGGACUGCCCCGGGCAUGA
Messenger RNA from Closterium sp. NIES-65, 816 nucleotides. The record is from the annotation of a GenBank genome assembly. Lineage: Eukaryota; Viridiplantae; Streptophyta; Zygnematophyceae; Desmidiales; Closteriaceae.